UACUACAGGUAACAUUCUACAUCUGGGCAGCCCAGAUCCUGCCAAUGUAGUAAUCUCAGCUACACAAAUGUAAUCGAGUAGAAGAGCCUUCCUAAAAAAAUAUGGGGAAAAACCAAAACACACAACUGAAAACAAAAAUCAUAAACACUUAGAAACAGCAGCAACUUUCGGCAAUGAAAUGGUCAUUCUUAGUCGAUUGGACUGGAGUGUCAGACCGGAAAUGAAUUCAAACUCAGCCAUUCUGUUAGAAUCUCCUUUUUGAAGUAAGACAACUUUCCAGUUUGUUACAGAAUAUCCAGGGAGACCAAAAUUCUCCCAUCGGUGGUUUCUGAGUGUCACCAUUUUUUUAACGUUUGGUUCGUUUCCUUCCAUGUAUUGACUGAUAUCUUGCAAUGAAACAACCCAGUUUGGCUUAUGUAGAUAACUGCCAGAAGUGGCCUUCUGCUGUGUUUCCUCUUCCUAAGAAUAACAACGCUAUUCGCUCUUUAAAGGGAAAAAAAAGUCAAUAGGAGGCGGGGGGGAGGGAGGAGACAGAUGAUGCUUAAAUAGACCGUGCUCGCUUUCCUCCCAUCCACGUGUCCCCUCCUUAGGCUGCCGGGAAGCAGAGUCCUUCCUCUUUUGCUGAGGACUACGACCCCCACAAUGCACUUCGGCAGGCACUGCGCAAGCGCAUGAGGUGACCUCAAAGGCCCUCCGCUGCCUAGAGGCUUCCGGGAAGUAUAGUUCGGAGCUGCGCAGCGUCUGCGGCGCAGUACGCCGCGGUGGACUCCAUCCCCCAGCAUGCUUUGUGGGGAGGAGGCGACGGCGUGAGGGCAAGCCGACGGCGCGGGGUCAGCCAGUCACGUGCAGUACGAGGUGCGUGUGCCGUUGAUGCUAGAGGAGGAGGAGACGGAGACGACGACGACGACGGUGGAGGCGGAGGCUGCCGCUGCUGCCGCCGCCGCUGUUUCCGCCGCUGUUGCUCUGGCUGCGCUGCGCGGGGGCUGUUUUCGUCGCUCUCCGCGGCUGGGCCCGCAGCGCGCGCCAGGGAAGCCCCCGAGCCGCUCGGCCGGGCGACGGCAGCACCAUCGGCAGCAUGAGCGACAACGAUGACAUCGAGGUGGAGAGCGACGUGAGUCUUUCGCGGCGCUUCCUUCCCGGCCUUCGCUCGGAGUCGGUGCGCCGACAGGGUCUCUCUGCCCGUCUGUGUGUCUCUCAUUGCAGGGAGAGAAGCCGAGGUCUAAGCCCCCGGUGCUUAUCUCUUCACAGGCCUCGCUUCCCGGCCCCCACCCGGCUCCUCAGGCAGAGAGAGAGGCCCGGCGGCCGGAGCCCCUGCCCGGGUUGGCGGAGAGGGGGAGGAGCAGCAGCGGGGGGGGUGUUUGUGUGUGUUGUUGGCAGGCGCCUCGUCCUGGCCCGCAGUCUCGCCUGAAGGGGGAGGAAGAGGGGCGGGGGGCGGCUGCGUCUGGGGUGGGAGAGACAGACAGACACCUGUUUGGGAGAGAUUGUGGCGGUGGCGAGGCUGGAGCUGCUCCCGGGCUGGGCUCCAGGGGAGGAGACUUUUAUCUAGGCCUCGUGCAGCUUGGCUGGGUAGUGAUGGUGGUGCUUGGAGGUGGGGGGAGGCGAAGGGAUUAGAGGGGGAAGCAAAGGACGAGGUGCUCAGAGGGUUUUUUGGGGGGGGGGGCGACUGUGGGCUGAAGGCCAAGAGUGGAGAGUCGAAAAUCUGGGGCAGGGAGCAGCCAUUGUCGUGUUGAAUAUAGAUGGUUCGCAGCAAAGGCCGAAACCACAAUUUUGCAGUGGGGUGAGGAGGAUUGGCUGUGAUGGGAACCCUGGCAGUUUCACCCUUGAGCUGCAUCUCGCCUCCCAGGCCAGGCAUGUGAUGGAAUCAUAUACUGCAGAGGGGAAUUGCCUACAUUGGCAGAAAGCAUGUAGCACUAUUUAUUUCCAUGGGAGUCUGGAAGAGACGAAGACACGCUGUCUGGAGGAGCAGGGGCUUUAGAGAAAAGACAUCCACAAAUAGUCGGGGGUGGGUGUCUUAAAAUGGAUAUCCCUGGUCUGUAGCCUUAUCUUUCAGGGCAGCAAAGUGCGCUGUCUUUGAAAGGCCUCUUUGGGGCUUCGAAGGGUUUUCUGCUUGCAGGAUGCUUCAUGCUGAAGGUUCCAAGAGGGUUGUGGAAGAGCCCCCUCCUGCUGCUGCUGCCAGGGGAUUUAAUGAGCGAGAAGCUGGGAAUUCUCUUAUUUUGGUGUUUAAUCUCCUUAGUGGAUUAUAGUGGAAAUGCUGGCCUCUACAGAAAACUUCCACAAAGCAGCUUACUCUGACUCAGUUGUUGAAUAUUUAAUGUGUGUGUGUGUGUGUGUGUGUGUGUGUGUGUAUGCUACUUGGAUGUGCUUUCUAGCAUCCCAAGCAAUUUAUAGUAAAAGCGAAUUUCAGGUUUAAAGCCUUCUUAUUCUUGAAAUCUACACUAUGAUGCACAGCUUUGUUUGUGACCAUGCAGAACAGCCAGUAAUAGGGUUUUUCUGCAUUGCCUUUGCCUGUUGGAAAGUUUCUUGUAGUGUAUUGUAGCACUAGAAACUUGUGGAUGCUGGUAUACUACAGCCUCUAUAAGAAUUUAAUUAAGUAACUUUGCUUGUUGAGUGUGCAAAGGAGAGCAGUGUUUAAUGUAUAGUCAGCAUUUUAGAAAAAGGGUGGAUUGAUUUCUAAUUAAAGUGUAAAGAAAAAAUGUCAAACUUAAGUCAAGUUUCCUAUUUGAAAACCACAUGUCUACUGCACAUACAUACUGACUAGUUUCUAUAGCAAAGCAUAUUGACUUGCAGCUAAACACAGCUUUUAUACAAACCAGCAGUAUAAUCCAAAACCUUCAGCCAUGCAGUGCAGGUUGGCUGCAAAUAUGCACCUGCUCCAUUAAACAUUAGUUAUUGGGGGGAAAGGAGACUUCACUAAAAAGUGAAUGUCCAUGCUGAUUGUCAAAAAUAUCAAUAAUUUGAAAACUCCCAUUAGGAGAAGGAUGGGGAGGCUCUUACUUCCUGCAACUUCCUCUGUUCCCCUGAAAAGCUCCUCCAGAGGAUUGGUGGGACGGGGCUUUGUGACCCCACCUUCCAGCAGGAGCAUCCAGUAAAUUUCAAUUCCUUCCAUAAACAGGAGUAACUCCUAUGCUGGAACCAUACAAACCUGUGCCCCUUAGGAUGCCACAAAAAAGUCAUGUAUUUAUAUUGAUUGGUAUCAGGUUUCUUUGUUUUUUGCCAAAAUACAUAUUUCCCCUUAUAUGUAUUCUUCUAUGCAUCUUUAAAUAGAAAAGCAUUCUUUUUAACAGUAAAUGUGUUUAAGAGAUUGCCAUGAUUUAGUUUUAAGAGAUUGUAAGUGUAGAGCUUAACAUUUGUAUUAAAUUAGGAUUCCAUUUUAAAGGAUGUUAUAUAAAAUCUGGUUUUUAAUAAUGAAUACUGAUCCACCGUGAGAAAAAUAACUUAGUUGCUGUUGUACAUGCCUGUCCAGUUCAAAUUGCCUGGCUUUAGAGAAUGUACAGAGGUCCAGCUUAAUAUUCACUCAGAUUAACAAAUCAAGGUGUAAGACGCUUUUCCUCCUUGUUGUGCUAAACAGGAAAACAUACCUUAGAAAAAGAAUUCUGUUUCCAUGGUGAAAUAUGAAACCACUGAAAUUCAUGUUGCUAAAGAAAGAAGCAAAAUUAUUUCUACUUACUUUCUGGUGGAUAUUCCUAGGAACAGUAGGUCUACAGAAGAAUUUUAAGCUAUUGAAAUUUUCUUUAAAAUAUGACUGGAUUGAAGGCCAGUGGGUGAUGUUUCACAGAGAGCUGCUAGGGAGUUGACUAAAGCUGAAUGGGUGAGAAAAAUCAGCAUUAUGUUUUCCAAAUUUUGUGUGAAUGGUUACAUUAAAUUUAUUGAUCGUUAAUGAAAAUGUCUAUUUUGUUUUAUUCUGGCAAAUUCAUGUUCGUAAUGAGCAGUUGCAGGUGUUGAGAAACCAGUUGUGUUGGGGGGGGGAGCAACUAACAGGUAGCACUUCACUUGCAUUAAAAGCACUUCAUAUACCUCAAGGAUGUGUGUUGCGUUUAUGGUGUGGUGUGUGUGCUGGAACCCUUCCGGCUACCUGUAGUUGGAUUGUUUUGUUUCAAGUCCUCCCAUUUUUGCAAAUUGACUUUCUAACUGUGGUGCAUUUUUUGAGGGGAAAGGGGCUGUAGCUUAGGAGUAGAGAAUGUGCUUUACAUGCAGAGUGUUCCAGGUUCAAUCCCCAGCAUCUCCAUGUAGGGAUGGGAUAGACCCCACUCUGAUAGACCACUGCCAGUCAGUAUAGACAAUAUUGAGUUAGAUGGGACAAUGGUCUAACUUGGUAUAUGGCAGCAAUGUUCCUGUGAGAUAUUGAACCUUUUGAUUCUUAUGGUGGGUGAGCACCAUGAUAGAAUUCACUCAGUGUACUUGGACUACUCAUUAUAUUUUAGGAGAACAACUUUUAUUUGAGUUUUGUAACAUAGCUACAUAAUGUAAUUUGUUUUUUUUUAAUAAAUAUUUAUUAAAGUUUUCACAAUAUUACAUAAUGAAAAAGAAAAAAUACAAAAUAAAAAACAGUUAAAAACAAUUCCAUCUUUUUGUCACUUAUCUUUCAUUUGCUUGUUUCCCGGACCUCCUCAUACCUCCCUUUUUUGUAUUCCAGUUCAAUUUAUUAGUUCAGCAAUUCCUUUCCCUCCUUAUUUUAUCCUGAUCCUUAAUCUUAAUAUAUUAUAGCAUUAAAUUUUUACCUAUUAAAAAUCCAAUUCUUUCAUAUUCUUUUAUACCAUUACAGCUAGAAACCACUUAACUUCAAUCCAACAUCAUUCUAACAUUCGUUAAUUUUGCAAUAUUUCUGUAAAUAGUCUUUAAAUUUCUUCCAAUCUUCUUCCACCGACUCUUCUCCCUGGUCUCGGAUUCUGCCAGUCAUUUCCGCCAAUUCCAUAUAGUCCAUCACCUUCAUCUGCCAUUCUUCCAGAGUGGGUAGAUCUUGUGUCUUCCAAUACUUUGCAAUGAGUAUUCUUGCUGCUGUUGUGGCAUACAUAAAAAAAGUUCUGUCCUUCUUUAACACCGAUUGGCCGACUAUGCCCAGGAGAAAGGCCUCUGGUUUCUUCAAGAAGGUAUAUUUAAAUACCUUUUUCAAUUCAUUAUAUAUCAUCUCCCAGAAAGCCUUAAUCCUUGGGCACGUCCACCAAAGGUGAAAGAAUGUACCUUCAGUUUCCUUACAUUUCCAACAUAAUAAAUAAUAAAUCGGGCAAAUGGUAGAUUUUUGCAAGCUUGACUGGGGUCAUGUACCACCUGUAUAUCAUUUUCAUAAUAUUCUCUCUUAAGGCAUUGCAUGCCGUAAACUUCAUACCUGUGGUCCAUAACUGUUCCCAGUCAGCCAUCAUUAUGUUAUAUCCAACAUCUUGUGCCCAUUUAAUCAUAGCAGAUUUCACUGUUUCAUCCUGAGUAUUCCAUUUCAACAGCAAGUUAUACAUCUUUGACAAAAUCUUAGUUUUGGGUUCUAACAAUUCUGUUUCUAAUUUUGAUUUUUCCACCUGGAAGCCUACAUAAUUUAAUUUGUGAUGACUACAAAUUCAAAGGCACUUCUCUGUUGUAUUGUGAAUGCCAGUAUGUGAAGGAGAGUGCUAAAUAUUUGCCAAUUGCGUGAGAUGAGCAUAGGCUUGUGGCUGCCAUUCUAUAUAGAAAUUUGGGAGUAUUGUCCCCAAAAGUCAUGUUUCUGAGAAACAUGCUUUCAGUAGCUAGUAGGGCUGAGCAAUGUCUGAAAUAAGGAUGAAACUAUUGUAGAUGUGAAUGGGUUAAUGCUCUGGCAACUGCUACUACCCAGGAGUCUAAAACAGAUACAUUUUUAUUUACUUUUAACAUAUUAUUACAACUGUUAUUUUAUAGUACAGUUGUACCUUGGAUCCCAAACACCCUGGGACUCAGGCGUUUUGGCUCCCAAGCCCUGCAAACCUGAAAGUGAUUGUUCCGGUUUGCGAACGUUCUUUUGGAACCCGGACAUCCAGCGGGGCUUACGCAGCUUCUGAUUGGCUGCAGGAACUUCCUGCAGAAGCACAUGCACACAUCAUAAUUCGUGAUAUAUCACCAUGCCGAAUAUUAUGAACCUGUUACCACAAUGUUGACUUCCAACCAAUUUUGGACAAUUUACUGAUGCAUCGCCUAGCCCUAAUGAUCAACUUAGGCCAAUUAAUUUCAGUGGGGCUACUCUAAGUAAAAGUUAAGUUGGAUACAACAGUGAAAUAAUAAAAUACCAUAAAAACUGACUAUACCACAGCAUUCAUAAAAACCUGAGUUCUUGCAGCUUUGCCUGCAUUAUCUGAGUACUUUGAACUGAUUUUGGACCAUGUAUUGAUACAUUGCCCAGCCCUAGUGGCUACCUAUAUUGCCUCUAGCAUUUUAUAUUUUAUGGGGGUAAUUGGGGCACUAGAAAGCAGAAGUAGACCUCCACUGUUGUUGCACGGUAUCUCCCAUCAUUCCUGAGCAUUGGUUAUGCUUGCUCUGGCUGAUGUGGGUUGGACUUAAGCAACAUCUCAAAGGCCAUAGGCUAGCCCACCCUGUUGUAAAGACCAAAGAGUUCUGUUUUAGGGCAACAUGGAAUACAAACUGAAGUCACAUCCAGCUUGCUAUGUUAAUCUGUAAGUUUUUGGAUGGGUGACUGUUUGAUGUAGGGGUCAACAAACUUUUUCAGCAGGAGGCCGGUCCACUGUCCCUCAGACCUUGUGGGGAGCCGGACUGUAUUUUGAAAAAAAUGUAUGAAUGAAUUCCUAUGCCUCACAAAUAACCCAGAGCUGCAUUUUAAAUACAAGGACACAUUCUACUCAUGUAAAAACACGCUGAUUCCCGGACCGUUUGCGGGCCGGAUUUAGAAGGAGAUUGGGCCGGAUCCGGCCCCCGGGCCUUAGUUUGCCUACCCAUGGUUUGAGUCUUGUCUACUUAGAAGACUAGGGUAAAAUUACUGUGUGCCACAAUUGUCACAUGUGGUUCAAAGCCUGUUGUGCUGCUGUGGAUGCCUGUAAGAGUUGCUUCUUUUGAGAACUGUCUCUUCAGGUUGAGAUAAAGCAUAAUGUUGCGAGGCUACCAAAUGCCCAUUGUGAUAUGAUAAAUACCUAUUUUCAGCUGCCAAAGACGGAGCCUUCAAUGUGCAGCAUUAGGGCUAGAUUUCAAAGGACUUUCCCCAGCAUUUGGUUCAAUGUGGGCCUAGUUGCUGUCAAACUCAUGAUAUGUCUUAACAUACCUACCUGAAUAAAAGACUAAGAUCCCUCUUUCAUAUUCAGCUGCCUGACUCCUGGCAAGUUAUAAAACCAAGAUUGGGUUUUCAGAGCUAAAUUCCACUGUUUCUUUUCUGGUUUGAAUGGGUUCAUAUCCAUGAGUUCAUGUACAUUACACACAGUUCUAACUGUCAGACUCUAUUAAGACAGAAGAAUAUUGGUUUCCUCCCUCUUCUCAGCCCUCUUUCCUUGCCAGGAGCUGAUAUUUUCCUGGACAGUCCAAUGGUUUUGAAAGUAGCUGAUGAGGUAGUAAUGGAGAGUGGCAUGGCAGUGGGCCACCGUACUCUGAUGAAUGGAGGCUAGUGUUUUCUUGCUAUCCUUAUUCGGCAUUUAGUCUGGCAUGUGCCAGCCAGAACUCAUUGGAUUAGAUUUGGCAGUCUUUCCUAAAUGCAAUUCACUUGCUUUGAAUUAUUGCCAGUAGUACAUCACAGUAGGGCCAGGUGCUAUAUCCACUGUUAACUGGGCCUGUUGUUACGAAGUGAUUUGAGGAAACGUGAUGUUUAGCAUACCACAACCAAUGGUAUUUGUGUCACCUUGGCCAUAGUUGUGCUAUUGGGCUUCUCUUAAUAGGAAAAGGAUAGCUCACCUGCAUCACCUUGGUUUUCUAGGUUCCUUAGAAUUCCCUAGAACUACCAAUGAAAUGUACCAGCUAUGAAAUGGGGAGCAGGGUUAUAUUUUCAGUGGUCAAUGUUUUUAUAGUUUGCCUUUAAAUUAUUAUAACACUCCUAAAUAUGGCAAUACAUACCUGCUUGGUGAAAUUAGCUAGUUGAACUGGCUUUUGAGAUCAGCAUCAGUGUUAGAAACUCACAUAUAUAAGCCAGAUGGCACAUUAAACCUAGGUUACAGUCACCACAACUCAAUGUCUCGGCACCAUUUCCCCCUGCCCCCCCCCCGGGAAUUUCUUCUUCUUCAUUUCAUUUCUAUACCGCUUUGUAUUUUAAAGAAAAAAACUCAAAGCAGUUUACAGCACACUAAAACGUCAAAUACAACAAUCCAGAAUAAAACAAAUUCAAGUUUCAAUAAAAAUAUUUCGGAUCCUUCUCUAAGUGACAUUUUGCUUUCUGCAUAUUUAUUUACCUACUUAAUUUAUAUAGCUGCCCCAUAGUAGAAGUACCCUAGGUGUAAUGGUUGGAAUGUUGGACUAGGACCUAGGAGAUCAGGGUUCAAAUCGCCACUCAAUCGUAAAGCUCACUAUGUAACCUUGGACCAGUCACAGCCUCCUAACCUACCUCACCAGUUGGUUAGAGGAUGGUGCUGAUAAUACCAGAGCUGCAGGUUUGAUCCCCAUAUGGAACAGCUGUAUAUUCCUGCAUUGCAGGGGGGUUGGACUAUAUGAUCCUCAGGAUCCCUUCCAACUUUACAAUUCUUUGAUUCUCACGGUUGUUGUAGGGAUGAAUUGAUGAGGGGGGUGAAUCAUGCACUCCUUGGAGAAAAAGGUGGGAUAUAAAUGCAAUAAAUAAGCUCUUUUGCUUACCUGCGUGAGAAAGCUGGAGAAGCCAACCAGAUGGAGAUGUCAGUCACCAACCUGGCAUCUGGAUACAGUGGUGCCUCGCAAGACGAAAUUAAUCCGUUCCGCGAGAGUCUUCGUCUAGCGGUUUUUUCGUCUUGCGAAGCAAGCCCAUUGACGGAUUAGCGCUAUUAGCGCUAUUAGCGGUUUAGCGGCUAUUAAAGGCUUAGGGGAUUAGCUGCUAAAAGGCUAUUAAAGGCUAUUAAAGGCUUAGCAGAUUAGAUAAAGGGGGGGGAAAGCGAAAAAAAAAUCUCUAGACUCGCAAGACAUUUUCGUCUUGCGAAGCAAGCCCAUAGGGAAAUUCGUCCUGCGAAGCAACUUCAAAACGGAAAACCCUUUCGUCUAGCGGUUUUUCCGUCUUGCGAGGCAUUCGUCUUGCGGGGCACCACUGUAUCUCCACAUGGUCACAAUUGGACCUGCACCAGUAGCAAAAUGCACCUGCCUAAUUUCUAACACUGCUCAGCAUGCAAUAAAAUUGCCUGAAUGGACAUGUGAUAACAUAAAUUUUAGAAUAUCUCAGCGCUGCUGUGACUGGCAUUAACAUUUGUUAGUGGCACUAAUAAUUUUAGCAGUACUACCCCAUGAACUGUGGACAAUUAGGCAGUGGCCUUCUAUCAUAUUUGUUUAUGACUCUGUGUUGGGCACUCUCCAGCUAUUUUGCAACCUUUUUUAUGUCUAUUCAUUUAGGCUUUUAUAAAAUUCUUUAAAAUAACUAAAAUCCUAGUUAUUACACUGAAGUAGAUUCUUGUUAUAAGCACACACAUGGCCAACUGGAAAUAGUUACAACUACUGUGGUCCAUGGGAAGAUUCUGUGGCUAUUUGCUGAACUGGUUGUAAGAAAGUGGUGUUAUAGAUGCAACCAGUAAUCAUUAUUAGUAAUCAUUACUACCUCAAAAUUAGCUCCUGUAUGGGAAAGUGUCUGCAACUAGCACUUUGGUCAUUCUGUGGUAACUUGACUACAGUGCAGUGUGUCAGGUAGAGUUAUACCUUCUCUAUUUUAUUCCUCUGGAUGCAGAUAAUAUCACCAGUAUAUUUUUCUUUACCCUAUUUUUACCAUGGUCAUAUUCAUGGCUUCUUAUGUAAUCUUAGAGGCCAGUGCAGCCACUUGGCAACUAGUGUGAGCAGAUUUGAGGCUCUUCUAGUUUCCUCUACUUUCCUGAUCUCCUUAAGGUCAUUUGGGCAGCACUUUAUACAUAUGCAACUGCUUUGCAUUAACUUUUCAGAUGUCUGCAAAGCUAGAAGCUAUGGAAGAUCAUCUCCUUAAAUUGCAUCAUUUGGCACAUUAUUAACAUAGGGACUUACACUUACAACAAUUUGGUGUGUUUUUUCACAUUACUCAAUACCUUAAUUAAAUUGCACAUUUUGUUUUCUGGCGUGGCCUUAAGUAACACCAUAGGACAGUAGUGAGUUUGGGUCCUAGUCCUUUUUCAGGAUGAUGAUUUUUCUUUCUUUCUACGUAUUGGUAUGAUUUGAGUCACUUUCUUCUUUGGCUAACCUUGAAGCAUUUUGCUGCUGGCCAGUUCUUGACUUGAGAUCUCUGAAGAUCGUGUAUGUGAACUUGGAAUUUAGUCUGCCUUUUCACCAUAGCUAGCUUGCCACUUGCACUCUUGAUGCACACAGUUUAAUAACUGUAGAUGGGCUGACAACAAAUAUCAUCGGUAUCCCUUGAAUUUGUUCUUCCUUUCCUUUCCUUUUUAAAGUAGUAACUGUCUGGCAGAUCCAAGUGACCUGUGUGUCUCCUACUUUGCCACCCCAAAGUUCUGAACCUUGUAGUGACCUGUGUCGGAGGAAAAGAUUGGACCACUCCUUGUUUGUCAAGCUCUUCCUCUAACAAGGUGACCUAAAGGGAACUAUGACAGACAGAAAAAAGUUCUUUGUGCUUUGGGUUUGGGGUCCAGCCACACCCAGAGUGCCUGUUUACAUCUGGCAGACAAUUUCUGCGUCUGGAGCUGGGUGUGGGAUCAUUGCCAAACCUGUGUGACUGGAGACUGCCUUGACAUUUGAAAGGUGGGGUUCCAUUAAUCAUAGUUUGAGUUCAGUGUGCCACCGGAAUUGCCUUUAAAAGGCAUUGAGAACAAAAGGUAUCAGUCAGUCCAGAAAAGAGGAAGAGGAAGCCAGAGAGGGCGUAAAUGUGAUGUGCUUCAGAAAUACUUUAAAUGUAUUUUAAAGCUACUUCAAAAAGCUAUCCGAAAAGCACACUGUGAAAACACUGCAUUUCCCGACACACCAUAUUUUUCUAUAAUCAGUCUUCAUAAUUAGAGAGGGAUUAAAUUAAACAGAAAUGAGUCUUUUUCCUGAAGGAAAAAAAUGACUUAAACGUGUGAGAUUUUAAUGAUAAAUUCAGGUGUGACACUUAAAGCAGCAUCUUCUGUUGCACUAUAUUUGACUUUAAAUGGCAUAGACCAUUAGUGGUGUGGUGUCCAUUCUGGUGAGGGAUAGGCAAUAAGGUUGGGGUUUGGGGGUGUUUUUUUGACAAACAGCUCACUUCAAAGGGCCUAAUGACAAUGAUCUUCUAUUUUAUGGUAGAGAAUGGCUAUUGGGAAUUAUUGGAUCUGGGUUGUAAUAAGUGAGUCCUAGGUACAUGGUGGGAGUUGAGGACUAGGGUAGCUGAUCUUGCAUGUGUCAGUAGAUGGUGCUACUCUGGAAAUAUAUUUUCUCCCAGAAAUCCUCUGAGCAGUCUUUGAUAGACUUGCAGCUGUAUUCACAUCCUUCAGCUGCUUCUACUGUGAAAUUUGAAUGGCAUUCUAUCAACAUGGAGCUCCUACAUAAAAAUAAUCCAGGUGUUGAAGUCAGUUUUUUCAAUCAAGGACCUAGCUUUGGAUUUUGAAUGGCAUUGAAUUUUAAAUGUUCAGCUGCGGUGCUAUAGUGAAACAAAGUAGUCCUAUCUUUUCUUUUUUACUAUGAACAGAUAAGGUGAUAUUCCAUGUUUCCUGCAGUGCUUUGGCAAUUGCACUUGAAGUCUCUCUGUAGUGCAGUCCCCAGAAAUUCUUGUUACUGGGAACGGUCUUCUGACUCCCGUCCUUAGCGAAUCAUGGAGCAUAUUUUGAAAUCUUAGUGCUCUCUUUGGGGAUAGAUAAUCUCUAGUCCAGGAGGUGUCACAAAGGUCUUUCUGAACAAUCAUGUGCAGAUGAGUUUGAUCAAGGAACUUGCUGCAGGGCAAAAGCCCACCCUCCUCUUUACUAAUCAUACUUGUUUUGUGUGCUUGCUCUGGACUUGAACAGCCUUGAAUGCUUCUUUUGCUGACCCUUUGUUUCUUUCCCUCUCUUAGCAGAGUUUUGAUUCAAAAUACCAUUCCUUUUUGUUCUGUGCACCGUAAUCUAGCGGGCUAGUGUUCAGCGGCAGCCACAUGCCUUGUUGCCCACUGGGACAGUGAUGAUUCUAAUACUUGUUCUAUGUUUUGUCUGUCUUAGGCUGACAAACGUGCUCACCACAAUGCACUGGAGCGCAAACGUAGGGACCACAUUAAGGACAGUUUCCAUAGCCUGCGGGACUCUGUGCCAUCACUUCAGGGAGAGAAGGUGAGUUUAUUGAGAGAAGUGAUGAUCUUCCCCUGGGUUCUGUCUGUUAAUCACAAAGGAAUUGCAUCCCAGUCCCAUUUUGCCUUAAGUUUCUGAGCAGGAAGGAGCCAGUGCCAAUACAGCUUAGAAGGUACUUCUGCGAAGGUCCCAAAGAGUUUGCAUAUAGAAAUGUUUCUGCUGCUUCAAAAAGCUAAUAGUAAAAUGAAGAUGAAAUAUUGUUGUGAGAAGUAACUUACCCUUCCAUCAAGCAUUUCUAAAUAAUGGAAAGUCUUUUACCACGUGGCUUCACAGGCCUGAAGAAAUGGUGCUUCUUCCUGAUCCAUCUACCUCUUCCUUUAUGAGGGUGAUACAGGAACAUUUCAUUGGCUCUCAGCUUGUGAUUAGUCAUCUGUGUUUGCCUUACCCACAUUGAAAUUUGCUUUUGGUGUAGGGGUGUUUUCAGUUAUUUGCCAUGAGCACAUGACCGCCCCUCAAUCUGCGCUUAGAAAUAUUGGCGUAUAGACUUUCAGUUUAGGCUUGUGACAAACAGUUGAGACGGGCAUCCUUCAGUCUUGAGAACGAGCAAACACCCAUGAGUAGAGAGAUUGUGUGAAUUAGCCCUAGGUGUGCAGAGAAUGUGUGAAGGUUGACUUCCUUGCCUUUCUUCUCUAUACUUGCAGGUAAUGAAUAAAUAAUGCUAGCAGGUAACUUUUAGCUUUCCUUAGUGGUAAAGUGGCUGUUCUAGAAAGGAAUGAGGAAAUUGUGCUCUGUUAAUUACCAGUGGUUACAAUACCUACAGGGUUUUCUGCAGAAGCUCAGUACAAGGUACUGAGCUUGAUAGGCAACAUUUUUUAAGCGCAGUCACCUCUGAUGACACUGUCCUAGACAUUGUCAAGACACACCCACUUAGUACUCAGGUCAUGUAGGCAAAGCUGCCAGAACUCAGGUUUUUAUUAAUGCUGUGGUAUAGUCUGUUUUUAUGGUAUUUUAUUAUUUUACUGUAGUAUCCAACUUAACUUUUACUUGGAGGAGACCCACUGAAAUUAAUUGGUCUACAUUGGUUGUUAGGGCUGGGCGAUUUAUCGAUACGUUGUCCAAAAUUGGUUGGAAGUCCACAUUAUGUUAAAAGUUUCAUAAUAUUGGACUUGGCGAUAUAUCACAAAUCACGAUGCGUGUGUGUGCUAUGUAAAAAAUUGUGAUGUGGGGAAAAUUGUGAAGCCUGUCAUUGCUUCUCUCAUGAGGUCUGCCGCCCCUUGUUGCUUUGUACUAUAAAAUAACAGUUGCAACAGUAUGUUAAAGGUAACUAAAUGUAUCCGUUACCCCAUUCACUUCUACAUAGUUCCAUCCUUAUUUCAGACAUUGUGAUAUAUCGGUGUAUCACAGGGGUCAGCAAACUUUUUCAGCAGACCUUCCCUCAGACCUUGCGGGGGGCCAGUCUAUAUUUUUUGGGGGGAAAUGAACUAAUUCCUAUGCCCCACAAAUAACCCAGAGAUGCAUUUUAAAUAAAAGCACACAUUCUACUCAUGUAAAAACAUGCUGAUUCCCAGACCGUCCACAGGCCGGAUUUAGAAGGCGAUUGGGCCAGAUCUGGACCCCGGGCCUUAGUUUGCCUACCCAUGGUGUAUCGUAAUGCUUAUCUGGUGAUAUGUCAUUUUGAAAAACAGACAUCUCUCAGCCCUAUUGGUCAUGUUCGUGAAUUUCAGUGGGUUUACUCUUAAGUAUGACUAAUGUUGGAUACAUUUCUGUAUUUAAUGUGUUACUUUAUAAGGCUAUGUACACACAGUAAAUUUAAAAUACAGGAUUCCCCACCCAAUUGCUGGGAACUGUAGUUUAUCCCUCCCAGAGUUACAGUUGCCAGCAUUCUUUGGGGAUUCAAAGUCAUGUGCUUCAAAUGUAUGGCAUGUACACAGCCUAAAUUGUUGUGACUUUGACUCAUAAAGGUGGCCUAUAAAUGUUUCUAAAUAAUAAAUAAAUAAAUGUUAGUUAAAAUAUGUGGCCUGCUUUUCUGCUUUUUGAAUUCCCCUUUGAGGUUAGUGCAAGCUUCUGAGUAAAGCGCCUGGAAUUUUAUGCCCUGUUUGGGGAGAUUGAUUGGCAGGGUUUCUUUAUGAUGAUGUCAACUCCAUUGGAGUUCAAAAUAUUUGAAAGCCAUGCUGCUUAUAUUGUUCUGCAUAUCUGGGAUGCAGUGACAGCAUGGGGUCAACACCAGUUUCUGUUUAAUACAUAAAAAUGACAUAAGCCUAUUGUUGAACCCUAGCAGUGGUAUUUUACCACUUAAACACUUUAGUUCCAAUUUAUUUGAUGAACAUCUGACUGUAUUUUCUAAUGCACAUCCACAUUCUGGUACAAAGCCUACUAAACAUUUGGGGUUUGGGUUUAUUUGCAAAUUAGAUAAACAGUUGAAGGGAAUAUCUCACACACUGUACAUAUGUUGGAACCUAUACAGUGGUACCUCAGGUUACAUACAAUUCAGGUUACAUACGCUAACAAUCAAAUAAACAAUAAUGGGAGCUUAUUGUCUCCCAGGUUAGAAUUCAUAAACACCUCUAGCAGAAUAUGCUUUUCAUGUUGACAACAGGAGUUCAUUAGAAAGAAAUGAGAAAAUGGCACAUGCAGUGUGUCCCCCCCCACAUGUUGAGAAUUAAAAAGCAAAUUGCAUUAAAAUUUGUACUGUGUAGCAAUAAUAAUAAUAUUUACAUAUUGCUUUCAAGUGUUUAAAGCACUUCAUAUGCAUUAUCAAAAUUUCAUAUUUACAACAGUUGGUAUAGCCCCCACCACCCAACCCCACCUCUGCAAUAUGGGGGAUGAAACAGAGCCACAUAGUGAAAGUCAAACCAAGAUCUUCUGGCUGGCUUGGAGAGUGGCAUUUUUGCAAGCAAAAUUAACUUAGUAGGGCAGGCUGGACAAUGAAGAAAUGUUUCAUUAUACUGGGACCAUGAACCAUAAAGUACCAAGUUGAUGCAUGCAGGUGCUGGGGGAAGUAGAGUCACUUGGAUUAAUUACUAAAAGUGACAUAUUUGCUGCUGUUUCUCAUUUGCUAAUUGUAGAGACUGUCUUGCCCAACCUUAAUUGCAUUCUGAAGAAAUGCUGCAGCCAUCAAUAGAAGAAGAAAUGGGCAAAUUCCAGUAAAAAAAGGUAUUUCCAAGUCCCAUUAACUUUAAUGAGAGGGUUAAGGACACACGUAAUUUGUCCACCAAACUCAGUGGGACAUAACUUUUGCCAGGUUAUACAUAGUGUCAGGAAAUAUUAAGAAAGAAAAUGAUAAAUGUGGGUCUAUAUAUGCUGCACAUUUUAUGAUACAUUCAUGUACGACCAAAUGUUCCUGGAGCACUGGUAGAGAGGGACAGUACAUUUAGUGGCAGGAUGAGAACAUAGUGAAGCUGGGCAAGAUCUACAUAUAAGCAGGGUUGUUCACAGAACUCACACGAUGAAAGUCCCAGAGGGGAAAUAGUUUGACAGUGGCAAGUACCAGGUAUAAUUCUGAAGAGUAGACUAUAGCUAAAUUGACAACAAAGUUAUGUGGACAGUAUAGAACUAGUGGUUUUUGUUUUGGCAUACAACACUGUCCAGCCAUGAUGGCAAUGUAGAAUACUGUCAACCUUUUAGAACAGAUCCUUUUUAAAACAGAGAAAGAAUGUUGACAUUGUUGCCACAUCAGAAAUGAAACCUUUUUAAAAAAAACCCAACCACAGAGCUUAUGCCUGCCUAACUAUGUUUCCCUGUGAUUGCAUUAUUCUUUAGCUUAGAGAUGUGUGUUCCUGUUAUAAAAACCAGAAGAAAAUGUUAAAAACAGGAAUAUCUGUUGGCAAAUACAAAUGUGACUAUUCAAAAAUUAAAUACAAAUAAGUGUAUUAUUGCCUCUUGUCUGCCAUCUUAUUGCACCACCAUAAAUAUCCUCCUUCUUUAAAUGUUUGCAAUUUGAAAAUGAAACUAAAACUUAACUGCAUAUCAGCAUUGUUUUUGUGUUAUGCAGCUGUUUAGCUAACAAUGAUGCUUUAAAAUAGGCCUGCUUUUUGUUUUCUUUCUUUAAUAAACAGUUUUUUACAGGUGAUGGGGGUGUGCUUUGCCAGCCCUGCUGCUUCCAUUCAGGAACAAUGUGAAGCUACUGAAUACGUAACCGAGCUCAAGUAUUGCUGUCCAAAUCUGUAGACCACUUAGAGGUUAUUACAAUUAAGCAGUAUACAAAUCUCGUAAAAUAGAUGCAACUUUCUGUGCAAGGGAUCCUGGCCCUCUAAAAUCUGCCAUAGCUGCUUAUUCAGGUUUGAGCUUCACAUAUUUUAAUGAGAGCCAUGAUGUCUUUCAUAAAACAUCUUCAGAUAAAGCACACAUGAUAUAAUUUUAGUCCUGCUUACAAGGGGAAAUUGAAGCCCAUCAAAACAAAGCAGUUCCAACCAGUCCUUUGGACAGUACAGCCUGCCUCCUUGACCUUCCAUAGAGCAGGUUUGUCUGAUCCAGCAGCAUCCAGUAAUGGAGAGAGCCUUCCCUCAAAAAUGCCUUCAGACUAGGUUCUCCUUCCUUCCUUUUCUUUCCAGUCUGCAGUUGAAGCCAUCAGCAGCCCUUUUUCUUAUUUCUCAUCCCACUUGAGGCUUCCAAUCAGUAACUUCAGUAUAAAUAUGAGUACUGCAUUAAAAAUAUACAUGCAUAUAUAGUCUACAAGCAGCUUUGAAAAACAUUCCAAGAAUGUUUUACGAACCUGAGUUCUUAUGAGAGCAGGUAAGCAAUUGCCUUGUAUAGCUUCAGGCUGCUGCUGAGUUAGAUGGCCAGCAUUUUGCAGUCCCAGUUGCUGAGCGAAAAUGUAAGCCAGGAGAAGUAUAGGUGCAGCAGAGCACUGCAUUAUUGUUUUAGGAUGAUAUCCAGUGGUGUCCAUACAAGAGUAGAGAGGACUUUUGCUCAUGCAAUGGGCCUUCCCGUUCCUGUACCUCUCCUUCCACCUACAUGCCCCAAAAUCUUCUUUGGGGGCUGGGGGAGGACCCUCCGGAUCCAUUCAGAAGAUGGAGGACAAGGGGUCCCACAAUGUGAGCAAAGAUUUGGUAGUACAGUGUUGAAUUUUGCUGUUAAGUGAUCUGAGUGUCUGUUUUGAUGGUCAGGGAACAUUAUGCUCAGAUGCCAAUAAUGUGGGAAUAAUUUGCAUUUUGCUUUAUCUCUAUGGAGGAAAACAGCAGAUUGUUCUGCGGAUACUGAAUAGCAGUUGGAAGACUCUACUUUGCUGAAAGAGUUCUUGUGAGCAGAAGGAUUUGUUUGCAGAAUUGCUGGCAUGGGGAAUGAUCCAAGUCUAUAGCUCCCUGUAGGAGUUUCAUUGAUUGCUCCAUCUGCUGUUGCUUUAGUACUGGGAACAGGUGUCAUUAGUACAAUUGAUUCAGGAGCUCAGUAUCGUGGGAUUGGAAAACAGUUAACAUAUUCUGAGUCUCAAAGCUGCUUUCUCUAGUGCUGAACUUUUUGCAAGUAUUACAUGGACUUCAAGAUUGAACCUAAGUCAAAUGUGGACUGGGCUGAGGAAUCAGUUCUUUAGCCUCCCUGCAGAAGGGAAUAUCAGACUUGCUGCCUACGUGAACUAGGACUUUAUCUGGUGUGUGUUUUUUCCUACUAUUGCAACAGGCAUCCCGGGCCCAAAUCCUAGAUAAAGCCACAGAGUACAUCCAGUACAUGCGUCGGAAAAACCACACACACCAGCAGGACAUUGAUGACUUAAAGCGCCAGAACGCCCUGCUGGAGCAGCAAGGUGAGUGAGGCUGCAUUAGGGCACUCCAUAUGCCAUCUUAUGGGUAAGGAUACUGUGCCACCUCUCAACAAAACCCUCUGCUAUCCGUGUUUCUCUGCCAGGGAAGCUUCCCCAACCUGGUGCCUUCAAGAUGUCUUGGUCUACAACUCCCAGACUGCAUAUCUUUGCUGGCUGGGGCUGAUGGGAGUUAGUCCAAGAAACCUGAAGGAAACCAAGUUGGGGGAGACUGCUGUAAGGUGUCCAGUGAUCAGGAACUCAUGAAGUAAGGCUGUGGUUGGAGUGAGAAGAUCCAAAGUUUUGCACAUUGGCAAUGAAGCCAUUGAAUACAGUCAUUCAAAACAGCCCAAGGAUUGGGGUUUGCUCUGAGGAGUCUUUCUCCCUUGCCUAAGAUGUACAGUUUAUGCCAGGAUGGUGAUUAUGGUGGGAUCGUUUGAUGGAACAGUGUAAGUGAGUGGCAUGUUCCUGUUCUGAAGCAUACAAAGUUUUCUCAAGCCGAAUAAUUAAGACAUAUUUAAAGCAGACUGGUAUGUUGGUGCUCACAAGGGAGGACUAAUGGUUACCACUAGGCAGAAGUAUAAGUAGCAAGUUUCAUAGUGCUGGAUGUGUGUGGGUGUGCAUGCGUGCGUACACACACACACACACACACACACACAUGCACCCACCCACCCACACACACACAGAGGAUUUAUCAAACCUUAAAGCCCAACUCCACUGCACCUCUGCUUCUGAAACCGGGAACAGGGGGCAUAAAACAACCCAAUAAUAGUUAAUUGCAAAGGUGUGUUGAUGGAAGAUUCAUAGUCUAGCACUGAACUACACUGGUUCAUUUCAGAGUGCAGCAGGCAUUUGUUAGAUUUUUUUUACUCCACUUCUCCUGUUCCAAAAGGAAACACAAGGCAGCUUAUAUAACCAAAACUAAAUAUACAAUCAAAAUUCAGUUAUGGAAACAGUUGAGUAAAAGAGCAACAUACAAACAAUUAAAGAGCCAGUGAACCAACAGCCAUUGCUAAUUUGCAGGCAAGUUGAAAGCUUGCUAAAAAAAUGAAUUUUUUUGAUGGGUAGCAGAAUAAUUUUAAAAAUGGAACCAAACUUCCCAAGACAGAGAGUUCUACAUUCUGUGUGUAACCAGAAGGCUCUCUCUUGUGCAUUGAUGAGUUAAAGUGCCAGAAUGUCCUGGCUAGGACACACAUAUGGGCCAUGGGCUGAGCUGUCAACAGUAUGGCAAAAACUGGAAUUAUUGUGCAUGGCUAACUUAGGUCCAUUAAUUUCAGUGGGUUUACUCUGAGUAGAACUUAGUUGGGUUCAGUCCUAUGAUACAAACAGAAAAGAGAGGGAGAACACAAAUGAAUUUCCCCAUAAUGCAAUUAACAUACUUUCACUAAUCUUUCUGAAAAAAUAUAAUUUAUUUCACAUAAUAUUCCCCAAACUUAUGACUGUUUUUUUUUUAUCAGACCUUAGGAAAAAGUGGUAUAUUUCCAAAACUUUCUCAAUCUUCCCCCAGUUUGGGCCUUAACAUCUUUAGAGGUACCAAUCUUAGUUACAGAACUGAAAGUUAUUUGGGAAUCUUUCUUUUUAAUUUUGAUUUUUAAAAUUGUAUUUAUACUACCUUAACUACAUUUAGUUUUUAAAAAGCAGGGUGUGCCAAUCAAUAACAUUCUGUCAGCCAAGUGUUAAGAUCACCAACAUGAGAGCAUGUUCAUGUUAUGUGCAACGCCUACUUUUCCCCAGCCUAUUUCCAUAUGCUUGUUCUUGCCUUUUAGUUCGUGCCCUGGAGAAGGCAAGGUCAAGUGCUCAGCUGCAGGCCAACUAUUCCUCUUCAGACAACAGCCUCUACACCAAUCCCAAGGGCAGUACCAUCUCCGCCUUUGAUGGAGGCUCCGACUCCAGUUCAGAGUCUGAGCUGGAAGAGCCACAGAGCCGGAAGAAGCUUCGUAUGGAGGCCAGCUAGAAGAGGCCCCUGUUCCUGCUGCCAUUAGACACUCGCUGGCUGCUUAAGGACUUUCCUUUUUUUUCUUUAGUAGAGGCUCUCGGACUGCAGCUUCCCCUGUUCCUUGCCCCUAUGUGGCCCCUUUUGAGUUAACCCAACCCCUUGGCUUGGCAGCUUACCUUCUGGAAGACACCGGCCAUAGCUUGGAGCAGGAUGUAGUUUUGUCUUGUCCUGCCUGAUGGCUGCAAGUUCUAGUGUCAGGAAUGCCCAGGCCAUUCGAUGAACUCAUGAGUCUAUGGUUGCCUGGACUCUGUGGUGACAAUGACCCCUCCAUCCUUUCACUAGAGCCGUACCAGUCACUGUCUCAUCAAAAUAUGUUUAUUUAUGACAACAAAGCCAAAUGUCCCCUGAAGGAUCUUGGUGGGGGAAGGGAAUCAUGCAGAUCCAUGCGAGUGCAUGUCCCUAGUUUCCUGAAGGGAUGGUGCAGGAUUCAGGGUGAAGCAGGGAGAUGGAUUUCCUUUUUGUACUUUGGCAAGUGAUUAAUUGGUAUUUAUUUCCUACUAUGGAAACUCAAUCCGAUCAGAUUCCUCCUCUUGCUGCGGACAUUGGUGACGUGAAGCUACAUCAUACCAUGAUCAGUUCUUCCCUCUUAAUGAAUUUCUCAGAAUUAGAGCCAGCUUUUAUAAUGUAAAUACACACCACAAGCUUUGUUACUUGGUACUAAUAACUGCAUCAAAGUGUGGACCUCCUGCCCUCUGGCAAAUGGGCCAGUUACCCCAUAAUGACUUAAAUGGGCACAGGCUGUGAGUGAGCAAAGGCCACUGUGUGUAUGUGUGCAUGUGCACGCACAUGUGCAUGAGUGUGCAUAUGCGUGUGUGUGUGUGUGUGUGUCGGUGUGUGUGACCUUAUAUUUUUGUCUUCUUCCCACUCUUGUUUGUGACGUUUUCUGAAUUUAGUGUAUACAAGUGUAGCUUGGUCUCUGUCCAGGUGUGAGUCUAUUCCAUGAACUGAAGUAUGUUGUACAUACUGCCCAAGAAUUGUCUUGCAAGUUAAGGCUUCCCUUUACUAUAAGACUAUAAAUAAAAAAGUAUUUUAUCCUUUUGAGUGGUACUGGUGUCUUUGUGGAAACCGAUAGGGGCGGGUAUGCCUCUUGGCAGUUUUGCUUCCACUUUUCUGAUGUUAGAGACAGAAGAAUUUCUAUUCCCACAUGAGAAAAGGCUUAACCUGUUGAAAUAGAAUUAUGAGCAAGGCUUCACAGGCAAACUCAACAUUUAUUUAAGAUCUCCAAAUCUUGCACUU
Messenger RNA from Podarcis lilfordi (Lilford's wall lizard), 21187 nucleotides. The record is from the annotation of a GenBank genome assembly. NCBI's taxonomy places the organism in Eukaryota, Metazoa, Chordata, Lepidosauria, Squamata, Lacertidae.